CGUCUCUGCUUAUUGAGCCUGGUUCUUCUCUCACAGAAGUAGAAAUGAUCGAUGCGUACUUUGUCAAUUUCCACCCACUUGCCCCCCUGGUCGAUGAAAAGAGUUUCCGCGCCACUCACUUGGUCGGCGACCAGAAAGAUAAUCGAUGGCUGGCCUUGUUCAACAUCGUCCUGGCAUUGGGGAGUAUCGCAGCCUCGGGGGCAGAGAAUCACGACCACCGGACAUAUUACUCGCGUGCAAUGAGUCUCCUCGACCUGGCUACACUCGGCAGUCCUAGCCUCGAAGCAGUGCAGGCCCUCGGACUCAUCGGGGGCUGGUAUUGCCACUAUAUCAGCCAGCCAAACCUCGGAUAUUCCCUGAUGGGCGCCUCUCUGCGCAUGGCUGUCACGCUAGGGCUACAGCGCGAGCCUUACGACGGCCGUCUUAUACCAGACCCGGCCAGGGCUGCACACCAGGAAUUCAGACGGCGGGUAUGGUGGGCUCUGUGCUGUCUAGAAACAUGGGGCCAUGAGACCCUCGGCCGGCCCUGUAUGGACUUCUUUGCGCCGAGCAUCACCGUCUCUCAACCUCGUCUGCUGGAUCAGGAACACUAUCUUGUGGUACUUCCCUUGAUUGAAAACGUCGAAUUUAUCAAGAUUGCUUCGAAAGUCCAGGAAUCACUGGCCGCUCUGCCAACGUUGACGCACAAGGAGAUAUUCGACAUGGAUUCACAACUACACCAGUGGUGGAGCAACCUGCCACCCGUCCUGAAAGACCACGAACCGUGUCCUGAAUCGUUAUAUACUGCGCGCACGGUGAUGCGUUGGCGGUAUUACAACCAACGCAUGCUACUGUAUCGCCCGAAGCUUCUCAACUUUGCGAUGCGACGAGUCCCGCUCAUGGCGAUUCGAGAAGAGGAGCGCAAUGCCAUUUCCAAGUGCCGCGAAAUUGCGGAGCUGAGUAUCCAAGAUAUCUCAAUGACGUCUAAAUUAAAUCAGAUGAUCGGCUGGAACGGCGUUUGGCUCUUGUUUCAGGCAACCAUGGUGCCCCUCAUCUACCUAUCCACUCGAUCUACAAAUGACGACUCUGCUGCUGCCUUCGAUGCUUGCAAGAGACAAGUCGAGACGGCCCUAUUGACACUUGGCCGGAUGAAGCCUUACGGACACACCGCAGAACGCUCACUGGAGGUAGCUUCGGGCAUUCUCAAAGUCUCUCUCCAAAGUACUGAGACGACUAAAAAUCCUGGAUCCAGCAAUCUUCCUUUUUUGAGUGAAUUGGAUUGUUAUCCACCGGCCACACCAGAUUGGACCGUUCCAUCUUUCGACAACUUGCCACUUGAUUCCAUGUGGGAGUAUCUGAGCUGGGAUGGUCACGAUAUAUGGCCCGAUGGUUUUGGUAGUUUUGAUGACCAGUCACUGUCUAUUUUUCCAUCUAUGGCGGAUACUUGAGCAGCAGGAAAUCCUAUAUAUCUUGGACUAGUACAAUCUGUAAUAAAAAGCGUCUAGCAAUGGAGCCCC
Molecule: messenger RNA, 1496 nt
Organism: Aspergillus wentii DTO 134E9
Lineage: Eukaryota; Fungi; Ascomycota; Eurotiomycetes; Eurotiales; Aspergillaceae
Product: fungal specific transcription factor domain-containing protein
Exons: 2
Coding region: 45-1427 (460 amino acids)
Biological process (GO): positive regulation of transcription from RNA polymerase II promoter by galactose; DNA-templated transcription
Cellular component (GO): nucleus
Molecular function (GO): zinc ion binding; DNA-binding transcription factor activity, RNA polymerase II-specific; RNA polymerase II cis-regulatory region sequence-specific DNA binding
Source: RefSeq, a predicted model, not a curated record